Molecule: messenger RNA, 767 nt
Organism: Musca domestica (house fly)
Lineage: Eukaryota; Metazoa; Arthropoda; Insecta; Diptera; Muscidae
Product: cytidine deaminase
Exons: 2
Coding region: 201-719 (172 amino acids)
Cellular component (GO): cytosol
Molecular function (GO): cytidine deaminase activity; zinc ion binding
Source: RefSeq, a predicted model, not a curated record
AACACAAAUUAAGUCCAUUAGUUAGGUGACAUUCGACGAGGUGGUCACGCGCGCACAAAACGCAAUAGCAGAAAAAAAACAAGCGAAACGAAAACAAACGUAAAUAAGACACUAGCUAAAUAUUAGCAGAACCAUUUGAAAAAGAAUUUUUGCCGAAAAAAGAAAAGAAAUAUUUUAAAGAAACAUAUAAAUUCAAGGUCAUGGAUAUUGUGGACACAACCAAAGUGACGGGCCUGAAAAAGGCCAAUAUACCCGAAACCAUUAAAUUAUAUCAGGAUUUGGAUGAUGAUUCCAAAGAGCUGCUCAGAUGUGCCAACCAGGUCCGCCAAAAUGCCUAUGUACCCUAUAGCAACUUUAAAGUGGGUGCCGCUUUUCGCACAAAGUGUGGCCGUAUUUUUACCGGCUGUAAUGUUGAGAAUGCCGCCUUUACCCCCUGUUCGUGUGCCGAGCGCACGGCCAUCUGCAAAGCGGUAAGUGAGGGCUUUCGUGAAUUUGUGGCCGGCGCUGUGGUGGCCUAUCAGGAGGAUGCCUUCACCACGCCGUGUGGCGUGUGCCGGCAAUUUAUUAUGGAAUUUUCGGCCGAAGACAUGCCCAUCUAUGUGACCAAAGCUGUGGAAAAUUCUGGACCCCAGCAGCCAUUGGAAAAUCAAAGUGGCGACAAUGUGCUGUGUACCUCUAUCUAUAAUUUAUUGCCAAAUGGUUUUAGGAAUUAUAAAUAAUUUUAGAAAAAUAUAUAUAUUUUUUUGGAAUUUAUAUAUACACAAUUU